AUGUUCAGAAACAACUACGACAACGAUUCGGUGACGUUCUCACCCCAGGGUCGUAUCUUCCAGGUCGAAUAUGCACAGGAAGCCGUCAAGCAAGGUUCAGUCGUGGUGGGUGUUGUCAGCAAGACACAUGCCGUGCUCGCGGCGAUCAAGCGAAACGCAGAAGAACUCUCGUCCUACCAGAAGAAGAUCAUUCCGAUAGACUCGCACUUCGGAAUCGCCCUCGCCGGUCUCGCUUCAGAUGCCCGUGUCCUCUCCAACUUCAUGAAGCAGCAAUCUCUCUCAUCACGCCUGACCUACGACCGCGCAAUCCCGCUCUCUGAGAUCACCUCCCGCAUUGCGGACCGCGCACAGAUCAACACUCAGCAAUAUGGGCGACGACCAUACGGCGUGGGCCUGCUGAUCUCCGGUGUGGACGCAAAAGGACCGCAUCUGUUUGAGUUCCAGCCCAGCGGUGUCACGCAAGAAAUGGUUGCCUGCGGAAUUGGCGCUAGGAGUCAGAUGGCGAGGACGUACUUGGAGAGGCACUUGGAUAGCUUCGAGGGUUCAAGUCGUGAGGAUUUGAUCAAGCAUGCGCUGAGGGCUCUGAAGGAGUCGCUGUCCCAGGAUAAGGAGCUUACGGUGGAUAACACUAGCGUGGGCGUGAGUGGCAUUGGUGAGGACUUCAAGUUAUUCGAGGGCCAGGAUAUCGCAGAGUGGCUGGAUGCUACGUUCGAGAACCGGGAGGGCGGUGGUGAGGAGGGCGGAGAGGCCAUGGAGACGGAUUCAUGA
Messenger RNA from Didymosphaeria variabile, 768 nucleotides. It is a transcript of the gene PRE5, whose product is annotated as Proteasome subunit alpha type-6. The record is from RefSeq and is a predicted model, not a curated record. Gene Ontology annotation, biological process: ubiquitin-dependent protein catabolic process. The transcript is spliced from 2 exons. Gene Ontology annotation, cellular component: nucleus; proteasome core complex; proteasome core complex, alpha-subunit complex. NCBI's taxonomy places the organism in Eukaryota, Fungi, Ascomycota, Dothideomycetes, Pleosporales, Didymosphaeriaceae. The coding region runs from base 1 to 768 and encodes 255 amino acids.